Nilaparvata lugens (brown planthopper) is the source of this 4462-nucleotide messenger RNA. It is a transcript of the gene Top1, whose product is annotated as DNA topoisomerase 1. The transcript has 20 exons. The record is from RefSeq and is a predicted model, not a curated record. Gene Ontology annotation, cellular component: nucleolus; chromosome. The coding region runs from base 126 to 3035 and encodes 969 amino acids. Gene Ontology annotation, biological process: DNA topological change; DNA replication; chromosome segregation. NCBI's taxonomy places the organism in Eukaryota, Metazoa, Arthropoda, Insecta, Hemiptera, Delphacidae. Gene Ontology annotation, molecular function: DNA topoisomerase type I (single strand cut, ATP-independent) activity; DNA binding.
ACCGUUGCCAGCCGAGAGAGCUAGCUCUGGGAGGAAUUGGACUUGUCUCUGACGCUGUUCUCUUCUCGAUUCCACUUUGCACUUCCAGUGUGGCUUGGUGAAUAUCGUUCACAUUUCAGGCCAAAAUGGAUAGUGAUCACGUUGGAAAUUCUAUCAACAAUUCGGAGACCAAGUCAAAAGAAAACAGCAGUGCAGCCGUGAAUCAUUCAGGAGAUGUUCUGAAUGGGUUCUCGAAUGGAAUAGACAAAAAACAUAAAGAGAGAGAUGGUGAUAAGCAUAGGGACAAGCAUAAGGAGCAUAGAGAUAAGGAUAGAGACAGAGAUCGCGAUCGUCAUAAGGAUAAGCACAGCUCUAGCAGUAAGGACAAGGAUAGACACAGCAGUAGCAGCAGUAACAAGGACAGAGAUAAGGAUAAGGAAAGGCGAGACAAGGACAAGCACAGAGAUGAAAAGCGCUCUGACAAAGAUCACAAGAGCAGUAGUAGCUCGAGCAAAGACAAGGACAGAGAGCAUAAGAGUAGCAGCUCUAGUAAACACAGCUCUAGUUCUUCAAGUAGAGACAAAGAACGAGAGAAAGACAAACACAGUAGCAGCUCCAGCAGAGACAAGGAAAAGGACAGACAUAGCAGCUCUGACAAGGACAAGCAUAGAUCGGAAAAAGACAGACAUAGUUCCAGCUCCAAAGACAAGCACAGUUCUUCGUCGAGUGACAAAGACAAGCAUAGGCAUUCGUCUAGCUCUGAUAAGAAACACUCGAGUAGCAGCAGCAGCAAGGAUAAGGAGAGGGAGAGAGAAAAGGAGAAGAACAGAGAAAAGGAAAAGGUUAAAGUGAAACCCAUUGAUGAAUCUCCAGAGAUCAAGAAAGAAGUAAAAAUUAAGCAAGAGGACGAUAACCUUGACAGUCCUCCGCCUCUGAAAAUCGACAUCAAAGAGGAGAACGAAUCUGAAGAGGAAGCAGAGAACAACGGAAGCUACAUGGAGCCAAGUCUGAACACAAGUCAAUCUAUGGUCGACUACAACUCUACUGCCGUCAAAGAGGAGGAAGAAUCUGAAGAUGACAUUCCACUGUAUGCAAAGCAGGAUAGAGGAAUGGCUAACAGAUCGAUAAAGCGAGAACAUGAAUCUGAGGAAUCAGAGGAUGACAUUCCGUUGUAUGCUAGAAAGAAGGUAAAGAAAGAACCAAAGGCAAAGAAGAAGAAGCGGAAGAUGGAAAGUGAGGAUGAAGAGGAAGAAGAUUUCAAGCCGGCUAAGAAACCGAUUAAAAAGGAAAAGAAAGUCAAAACCGAACAAUCGUCCAUUGUAGAGAGCCCAAAGAAAAAGAAAAAGAAGGAAGAAGAGGAACAGGAAGUCUGGAAAUGGUGGGAAGAAGAAAAGAAGCCUGACGGAGUGAAAUGGAACUUUUUGGAACACAAAGGACCGGUUUUUGCCCCCGACUAUGAACCACUACCAAGUAGUGUCAAAUUUUACUACAAGGGCAAAGAGAUGAAACUGUCACAAGACGCGGAAGAGGUGGCGACAUUUUAUGCGCGCAUGCUGGAGCACGACUACACGACGAAGGAGGCGUUCAACAAGAACUUCUUCCACGAUUGGCGCAAGGAGAUGACGGCCCAUGAGCGCGAAGUCAUCACCGACCUGUCUGCCUGCGACUUCAAGAAGAUGCACGCCUACUUUGUGCAAAAGUCGGAGGAGCGCAAGGCCAUGAGCAAGGAGGAGAAAAAGGCUAUCAAAGAACAAAACGAGGAAUUGGUGAAAAAGUACGGAUUCUGUUUGAUUGACGGUCAUAAAGAGAAAAUCGGCAACUUCAGAAUUGAACCGCCCGGCCUGUUCAGGGGCAGAGGUGAACAUCCAAAGAUGGGAAAGCUGAAGAGGAGAGUCGUCUCCGAAGACAUCAUCAUCAAUUGCAGCAAAGACUCGAAAAUACCCAAGGCGCCCGAUGGCCACAAAUGGAAGGAAGUUCGCCACGAUAAUACGGUAACUUGGCUUGCCAGCUGGACAGAAAAUGUUCAAGGUCAAGUGAAAUACAUCAUGUUGAAUCCGUCAUCCAAGCUGAAGGGUGAAAAGGAUUGGCAGAAGUACGAAACGGCCCGAAAACUAGCGAAAUCUAUUGAUAAAAUUCGUGCUGAUUACAUAGAGGAUUGGAAAUCGAAAGAAAUGAGGAUACGGCAAAGAGCUGUAGCUAUGUACUUCAUUGACAAGUUGGCGCUGAGAGCUGGUAACGAAAAGGAUGAGGACCAGGCGGAUACAGUCGGUUGCUGUUCAUUGCGUGUUGAACAUAUCAAACUCCUGCCUGAAUGUAAUGGAAAAGAAUACGUCGUUGUGUUCGAUUUCCUCGGUAAGGAUUCAAUACGGUACUACAAUGAAGUCCCUGUAGAGAAGAGGGUUUUCAAAAAUUUACAACUUUUCAUGGAGAAUAAAAAGGAGGGAGAUGAUCUCUUUGACCGGCUUAAUACGAUGAUUCUCAACAAACAUCUGAACGAAUUAAUGGAUGGUCUAUCUGCAAAGGUAUUCCGUACUUACAACGCUUCUUGGACGCUACAAAAUCAAUUGAGAGAAUUGACUGAUCCAAACGCUUCGGAAGCUGAAAAAAUUCUGGCGUACAACAGAGCGAAUCGUGCUGUGGCCAUCCUAUGUAACCAUCAGCGGUCAGUGCCCAAAUCGCACGAAACGUCUAUGACCAAACUGAAGGAGAAAAUUAUUGCCAAGAAAGAUGCAAUCAAGGAAAUGGAACGCCAUCUCAAGGAUGUUAAGCGGGAAGCAAAGGAUGGAUCUGCUAAAGGAAGAAUGGCUGUUGAUAAGACCAAAAAGAGUUUAGAAAGACUUCGCGAUCAACUAAUGAAACUAGAGGUACAAGAAACCGACAGAGAAGAGAACAAGACUAUAGCAUUGGGAACGUCGAAGCUCAAUUAUCUUGAUCCCAGGAUAUCUGUCGCUUGGUGCAAAAAGUUCGACGUACCAAUUGAAAAGAUCUACAACAAAACGCAAAGAGACAAGUUCCGGUGGGCAAUUGACAUGGCUGGUCCCGAUUAUGUAUUUUAAUGUAUAGGUCGUCUACUAUACACGAAUGAGAUAGUUGCACUCAUCAAAUACAUAGUGAGUUCUCUUAACGACAACUAGUUUGUAAUAUAUGUUUUUCUACAAAAGAGAAAUAUAUUUUUAAUUUAAGUUAUAAUUUCGGUUGUCUUAUUCAAAUAUACCACAUCUCCGAAUUUUAAAUGUCAGUGAAACCCUGUUAAUUCUAAACCAACGAUUUGAAAAGAUUAGUCGCUAUUGGAACAGUUUUUCGUGGGCUACAAAAAGUGAUCUUAUCACCUGAAAAUUUUCUUAGUCUUUCAUGAUUGCAUGCUAAUUUUAAUUGCUUGUUAGAUGUGAUUUUAGUCUCCAGUCUAUUAUCACAGGGUUAUGAGAUUCUUCACUGUGGAUAUUGAAGAUAUGAGUAAUUAUUAUUCUAGAUCAUUAUUGAUAUUAUAUUGAAUGAGAUCUCAUUCACGAGAUUAAUGAAUAAUGAUUUCGUUUAUCAGAAGUCUUUUCACUCUGUGCUCUUGAGUGUGAGUGUGUAAGCAUUAUGUGGUGUGCUAACGUAUGUGUAUGAGUGAGUGAGUGAGGAAGAUAACAUUGCUUACCGUCUUUCCAUUUCAAAAUAAAGUUCAUCAAUUAUUUUCAUUUCUGAUUUUUCAAUAGUUUCUUUGUGUUUGCAAUAUUGUUGAAAGUAUUUGGAAAACAAUUAUCAAAAUCUAUGAAGUAAAUUCGAUUAUUAUUUUAGUAUAGUAUUUUUUAUAGUUGGGAACCUUUUGAUUUUAAAUUGUGAUUUUCAAAAUUGAAAGAGACUUAAUGCAUUUGGUGUGUUGUGAUUGUUAGUGAACAUUUUAUUGAUAACUGAGAUGAGAUGAAGAGAAUGCUUGUCUUGCUGUAUUUUUUCGGUGUUGUGAACGUUAAUUAUUUUCCAAAUAGUGUUCUAUACAAAACAUGUAUUCAAGAGUGUAUAAUCUCUCCUCCAAAUACAUAGAUUUUAAUGUGAGUAUUGCCUUCAAAUAUUGUUUUCAAUACAAAAACUAUACUUCAAAUGUAUAAAAAUUAUACAAAGAUUGUAUUUAUUUAUUUUAGUAGAAUAAUUUUAUAUUUAAUUGAUUAGUGGAGUUUUUAAAUUCUGAUUUUAAUAAUUGAUUACGAUACAUUGGUACUGUAAUUAUUAAGCGCACGACUCUUAGUAAUAGAUAUUUAGUGGUUAAAAAAAUUCUAUGAACAAAUAUUAUGUGAUUUUUGUCCAUCUAUGCUUUGCUAGGAAAUGACUGCGUCACUCCCUUUAGUAAAAUAAUUAUGCGAAAAAAUAUCAGUGUAAUUCUAAUUUUUAGAGGAUGACUGGUUCCUUUUCAUCAGAACUUGUGUCUGUAUGAUGGUAUUGUAUUCAGUUGUAUUGCACGGAAUAUUUUUGUCAUUUUUUUGAAAUAAACUAUUCUAAAUGACAA